AUGGAAGCCUUUUUUGUCGCCAUCCCCUCUCAACGAAACCUCACAUCCAGGUUUACCUCACACUCAGUCUUACUCAAGGGCCAUACAUUUACUCUCAGCAUCGCUCCUCGUCGAAAUACCAACUACUAUGUCGGUACCAUGACUUGUACAUCAGAACAUCCAAACGUCACUCUCUUUGUAAAUGUCGUGUUGCGAGAGUCAUUGAAAGGUGAUGAUAUUGUACAUGUCCAUCGAUGCCAUACUUUUGAUCACUCUUCUGAUGCUGCUGCUUUGGAAAUUGGCAAGUUUGCCAAGUCUGAGGAUACGAGUUCUGCUCGAUACAUGGGAGUCUUCUGCUGGAAGGAAGCCAUGGAAGGACAAUCCAAACCAUGUGCCUAUCUCGUCGAGAACGAUGAAGGUGUCUUCUCCGUCGUCUCUACUGGCACAUCAUCCAACAAGUCCAUUACCAGCAGCUCUACAGACCCAUCAGUAUCAAUCUCUACCUUCUUCAACCAUCCCGUAAACGCAGACCUCAUAUUUACCACUGUCCCACCUAUACACAUACAUAGGAUUGCACUCAUGGCGGCCAACGCCAAAAUAGUCAAAGAUUUGGCAUCACCCCCAGCACCAACUAAAAUCAACAUUCCAUCUCACUUGACUCAAACUGGGUUGCUGAAUGUAUUGAAGUCUAUAUAUACAGGUGCUCCAUUCAACGCUAUCUUGGAAUCUGCUGGUUUGGUUGAUGUCAUGGACGCAUGGUUUGCAUGUGAAUAUCUCUUCUUACCUGAAGCCAACUUGGAAGAAGUCGAAAGGAUCUUUGGAAGCAAGCUGAGUCCAAAGAAUGUUGCCGAAGGCAUUACAAGAUGUCAUAUGAUGGCAAAGAGUGAAAGUUUGAUGUCUAUUAUGAUCGAGUAUAUGGCCAAGAAUUGGAGUGAAGUUCGCGUCAGCGAAGGAUUUGCUCUCUUGCUCAACGAGCCCAAGACGUAUGGUGAUGUCCUGACCAAAGUAUUAGUAAUGUACACUGUCUAUGGGUUUGGCUUUAACGAGUUCAACCAAAUCGCACCAGACACCACCACCCCAAUCACAAUCCCACAUAUAAUCCUCAGCUCUCCCUCCAAACCUCUAAUCGCAUCCUCAUGGAGCACAACAGUCAUAAUCUCCUCAAACACAAUAACUAUCCCCGGUUUCCUCGCCAACCAAACAGGAAAAUGGAGCACUCCAUUACCACCUUCAUGCGGCACACCAUCGCAACUCCUCGUACACGGCACCUCCAUCAUCAUCUGUAACGAAAUCAACGAAAUCUGGAUUCUCGCAUCGCCCACAUUCGGACGCAAACGCAAACACCACGAUGAUGAUACAUUGUGUGACGAGUCCCUCAUAUUCAAGAACGUGUAUAAAUUGCAUGAUGGAUGCACAUGCAUAUCGUCAAACCGCAUUUCGAUUGUCGCUGUGACGAAAACCAAAGAGCUCUUGAUGUGGGAUUCCGAUAUGACGUGUCGUGUUAUUGAGAUAGGACAGCCUGUGAGGAGUGUAUCAUGUGGCAAGACGCAUUAUAUUGUAUUGUGUGUUAGUGGGGACGUGUAUGCGUUUGGAGGCGGGUUGCAGGGGCAGUGUGGUGUUGGUGGUGCUAGUAAGGAUAUUGGCGUUAGAGUUGUAGCUGCGCUGCAGGGGGUUAGGAUUGAAGGUGUGUGUGCUGGUGGGUGGCAUACGGUGGUUUGCAGUGGUGGGGAUGUGUAUGCUUGUGGCAUGGACGAUAAAGGACAGCUCGGUCUCGCUGAAAACGAGGAACCCGUGACGGAUCAAACGGUCCCGCAGCUACUUGACCGUGAUUUUGGAGCUAGUGUGAAAGUUGCGUGUGGAUCUAAGCAUACUGUAUUAGUCACUGAAGAUGGUGAUGUGUAUAGUGUUGGUUGGAACAAGUAUGGACAGUGUGGUAGUGCAGAUGGUGAAAGGGUCGAGAAAUUUCACCGUGUGGUGUUUGAACGUGAUGUAAAGGCUGUAGAUGUAGUUUGUGGAGAUUGGAAUACUUUUGUUACGUGUAAAAUUGUAGAUUCGAGUAGUAAUAUAUCGGGGUAG
Messenger RNA from Synchytrium microbalum, 2055 nucleotides. RefSeq lists its product as uncharacterized. The transcript is spliced from 7 exons. The coding region runs from base 1 to 2055 and encodes 684 amino acids. Lineage: Eukaryota; Fungi; Chytridiomycota; Chytridiomycetes; Synchytriales; Synchytriaceae. The record is from RefSeq and is a predicted model, not a curated record.